AUGUCCUCUGAAGAUGCCCUUCCGGUCAGUGAUGGUGAAGUGAGCUUAGAUCAGGAGUCGGAGGACGAGAUUCAUCAGUUGGACGUUUCCGAAGAUGAAGGAGACUAUGAAUCCUGUGACUCUGAGGCUCUGGAAGUAGAAGGUCAAGGCCAAGCAGAAAACCGUGAUGAUGAUGUGCUUGAAGUUGAAGUUGCUGACGGAGCAGAUUCAUCAGACGGCCGGGCAUGGAAGCCAGGCCAGAACUGUGGGCCUUACUUGGAUUACAAUUCUGCCCCACUGACACAGCAGAGCCUCGUCCUCAUCGCCAAUGCUGUCCGAAAUUUGACUGCUGUGCCAGCGGAGUUGCUGAAACAAGUCUCCAAACACCUGCCCAGGUCAACACUCUCAAGCAAAGGAAGCAAGCGAGGUCCAAACAAUUGGGCAAUUACUCUCGCCGGCCAGUUCCUGGCUUUGGCGCCUGGUACUCUCAGGCGAUGGAUGCAAGAGCUGAAGAAGUCAGACUGGAAGCCAAAGUCGAAACAAGCCCCAUUUGCUUGGAAGAAAGCCAGUCGAUGCAGAGAAGGCCUGGAAGUGGCUUUGGCUGAGGCCGAGGCUUGCGGUAACACUCAUGAUGAGCCUGUGGUGAGCCGUGAAGAGAAGACCAUGUGCAAUCUGGUGGCUCGGGCACUGUUUUGCAUACAUGAAGGCGAAACCGGUCUGGAAUUCGAGCGAGAUAUGGCCAGUUUGAUGCGCAUUGUGGGGCCUGAUAUCUUCGGUGAUCAGCAUCACUCGCGACAAUUCUAUAAUCAGGUGAUUUUCUUGGGAGCGAGAGUGUUGGAGACCUUGGAUGGCUACAGCAUCGAGAAUGACCUGGUGCCAGGUCUGGGAAUACCGUCGGACAUUGGGCUGAUGAUUGACCCUGUGUCAUUAGGACACGGGGCGAUGGCCAGGCACGACACUGUGCUGGUUAUGUGCCUUGCUUUGGUGGCGAAGACGGGUAGAAUUUACACUCCCUUCGUCGCCGCUCCAACUUUGCCAUUGGAAGGGCACAGUGGUGAAGGAAUAAAAGCCCUGGCGCUGUCAGGGCUCAGUCGACACCCGUGCGGCCUUUCCUUGUUUUCCCUUCGACGGCGCUUGGCGUGCGUCGCUGGAGACGGUGCUCUGUGUGGUGGAGGCAGGGAGGCACGUCAUAGCAGCAGUCAAGCGUGCGAGAAGAUUUUCAACGCCGUUCACGAAGUUCAAGGUCACGCCCAGGCCAGCACCACGGCAAGCUGGGAUAGAUUUCAUCGAAUCGACAAUGCUGUGUGGCGGAGUGUUAUGGCUUGCCCGGCGACUGAGGAGGUCUUCGAUCUUGCAGCCGCCGUGGACUCUCUCUUUGGUGUCAACGAAGGCAAAACGAUGUUGCGAGGAAUCGGUGACCUGCUUCGAGAGAAGCCAAAAACUACUAGAAGGGCUGGAGGCACGAGAAAGGUGGGCUACCUGGCCGGAGUGCCCGGGAACUUGCUGAGCAACCUGAAAUUUUACAUAUUGGGCCUGCAUGGCCGCAUGGACAUGGCAAGCAAAGCUUGGCGAGUCUCGCUGCCGUUGGCCGUCGGCUGUGUUCUCUCAGCUUCGCGACUAGUCUUCUUCUUGACAAUCUUCACCUCCGUUUUCGAGAACUGUGUCCGUCCACUUGCUCUUCAGAGCCAGCAAGCUCUGGAGCCCUGGGCCAUUCGCAAAGCAGAGCUGGAAGUUCUGCAGAAAGUUGGGAGCCUGUCUGCUGCUGUGGACUUUACAGCACGGUUUCUGUCGGUCAUGGUGCUGCUGCGACAGCAUCUGACCAAGCAAGAAGCAGGCAGAAUGGUUGUGGCAUGGAGCUGCAAAAAAGACUGUGUUCCGCUGGUUUUCAGUUGGAGGCGCUUGCCAGGGCUUCUCCUCACAAGCCCGCCUGUCAUCGACGGCUGCCAGCUGCAGCAGCAAGAAGUUGAACUUCCAGCUGGUACCAUGUGCUUGGGUCCACAUUGCCAAUGCUUUGGUGAGGCGUCCCAAAUGAGGUCGCGACACGAAUUGCCAGGUGACAGGCUUGUCAAGCGAUCUUUCGAGAUGCGGAAGACAACAGGUGAUCGUCGAAGCAAGCGACUGAAGAGGGAUUGGAAGAUACCUCUGUGGGUCGCCUUUGCAAAAAAAGCGGACUUCCGGUCGAAUGAUGAAGUUGGCCCUCGCUAUCAAGUCUGUGAGCCAGGGCCACCAAUUGGAGAAAAGGACAUGUUUCGCAAGAAAUGGGACAGUGGACUGUCAAGGUGUCAGGUGCCCUUGGCUGUGUACAAGCAGCAGGAGGAAGUCCUAAAGGCUUUGAGCACUGGGCAGAGCUUCCUGGCUGAGCUCAGGGCCAGUUUGGAACUCUCGCUGGGGUCAAAGGGGCUCAGCGACGAGAUGCUGCAGUUGCGAGAUGCCUGCUGCGAGGCGUUUGAUUGGAAGACACUGCUCCACCAACGAGCAGGACAAAGCAAUGGUGAUGCCAUCCUCCAGCUUUUCAAGCAACAGUGGAACCUGGUGACACGGAGUUGGGAGCUCACAAAACAGCAGCUUGGACGCCAGUACUUGGUGUUACUGGCACGUCUCAGGAGGGUGCAAAGGACAAUUGAGAAGGGUUUGAUCAACACCGACAUCCCAAAAGAGGUCUUGGAGUCUGCCCAGUCGUGGUCAACUCCGACAACUUGUGUGGCUCGGCCACUUUGGGUCUUUCGGACGAUAUUUCGUUUGCUGCAGUCGAAGUUUCACAAUCAAGAAGUUGCGGGACACCGUUUGUCCUUGCUGGCAUCCCUGGUUUCUCAGUGUUUGGGCGAAUUUCGGAACUACAAGCUGCCUGCUGCGACCUUUCGACCAUUCCUGGUGAGAGUGGAGGACCUGAAGACGGUGAUGCCGGGACAGAGACGACGGACCUCAGGGAAAAAGUCUCUUCGUGCGCCUGCCCGACCUGCACCUGGACAAGUUCUUGCCACCAGAGACUGGAGGACCAAUUCCUGGAAGCUGGUGAUGGUACAGACUUUGCACUACGUGGUGGACGUGUCUGCGGUGAGUCGAAGUCUGGACUUGCACAGCUUCUUCGCAUUGGGCGAUGCGAACAAUGCGGACGACGUGGCCUGGCAUGUGGUGAGACUGCACCAUGCUUGCCGGUUGAUAGACCCGCCAGAGGCUCCUUGCGAACACGUUGGCAGUCUCUUGCAUGGCGCAUUUCACGACAGCCAGAAUCUGUCUCCUGCACCACUGGUGGACCAAGCAUUGCUCAAGCAUGCGGGAUGCCCGCGUGACGAGAUCAUAGUCAACACCGUCGCCAAGCUUUUGAUGUCAUCUGGUAAGAAGGUGAGUCGAGCAGCUGGCCCACGAGUCUUGCAACAGAUAGUGGACUUGUGUCGAGACCUGGACAACACUGGAAGAGAGACCGGUCUGUUUGGCAUGCAGUCCGUGGGUGAGGCCGUCGAUAGCAUUGCUGUGCCUGAACAGUUCCGUCUGGAGGGUCAGACCCGUUUGGCGCCCGGUGUUUUCAAGAUUGCCCGAAGUGAGGCCCAUCGUCGGUCGUUGCCCGUUGAACUGCCUCCUGCAGUUUUGCAAUCGGUCACAGCAGAGAUGAACAAGCCGGUUUUGGAGCCCCCAGCGGUGACUGUGAAGCUCAGUCGAAAGUCGAAGGCUGCACCGUCGACUAAAAAGGCUCUCUUGGCAGACUGGUUGGAGUCUGAAGAGGGCCAGCUCUGGAGAAAGGAGCGCGAUGUCCUUUUUGCAAAAGCUGGUGAAUGA
Messenger RNA from Symbiodinium sp. CCMP2592, 3753 nucleotides. NCBI's taxonomy places the organism in Eukaryota, Dinophyceae, Suessiales, Symbiodiniaceae. The record is from the annotation of a GenBank genome assembly.